CUAUUUGGCAGUUCACCGAUUAUAUUAGCGAUUAGCAAUUCAGAGGAAGCCGUUGCUUUAAACGAGUGUAAUGACUUUGCAUUCACACAGAUCAGCCAUAACAUUAUGACCAGUGCCAGGUGAAGUGAAUAAGACUGAGUAUCUCCUCAUCAUGGCACCUGUUAGUGGGUGGGAUAUAUUAGGCAGCAAGUCAACAUUUUGUCCUCAAAGUUGAUGUUAGAAGCAGGAAAAGUGGACAAGAGUAAGGAUUUGAGCGAGUUUGAUGAAGGACCAAAUUGUGAUGGCUAGACCACUGGAUCAGAGCAUCUCCAAAACUGCAGCUCUUGUGGGGUGUUCCUGGUCUGCAGUGGUCAGUAUCUGUCAAAAGUGGUGCAAGGAAGGAACAGUGGUGAACCGACGGUCAAGGCUCAUUGAUGCACGUGGGGAGCGAGGGCUGACCUGUGUGAUCUGAUUCAACAGACGAGCUACUGUUGCUCAAAUUGCUGAAGAAGUUAAUGCUGGUUCUGAUAGAAAGGGGUCAGAAUACACAGUGCAGGAUGGGUCAGGGCUGUUCUGGCAGGACCAACACGAUAUUAGGCAGGUGGUCAUAAUGUUAUGCUUGAUCGGUGUAUGUUAACAUUAUUCAGUGGGAUUAGCCAAUAUUGUUACGAGUGAUUAAGGCUAAUGAGUGAACUACUGAAGCAUGAGCUGUUAUUAUAAAACAAAACCAAAAAUUUUGGACAUGCCUAUUAAUAUAAACCUGUGUCUUGCCUCACAAACUGAGACUCACAGUCAUGGAAAAUCAAUCAACAGACGCAAAAUAAUCAGAAUUAAACGAAGCUGUGGUAAAAUUACCUCUAAAUUACACACUCCAGUAACAGAUUAAGAGAUCUGACUGCUAAUGUAUUAUUAGCCACAUUAGCAUUUACUUCAGAUUGCCAUACAGAAUUCUUUCUCCAAACGGUGGGGCAGAAUACAUCUAAUUCUAGAAAGAUUAUUAUUAUUAUUAUUAUUAUUAUUAUUAUUAUUAUUUGUAGUAGUAGUAGUAUUUAAAGAUUAUUAUUAGCACAAUUAGCCAUGACUAGAAAAUGGCAGUCCAGGCUACAUCCUUUGAUAAACAUAUUUUUGGAUUAGCCAGACUUUUACCUUGAUUAACUUUAUUAUGAAAAGCAAUAUUUUUUCCUUUUUUCCCCCUCAAAUAUGAGGGUUAAGGGUUAAUUUAAUGUACAAAUAUUUGUCACUGAACUAGCUAAAAGUCAAGAGAAGUUAUUUUCGUGUGUGAGAUAAAAUACUUUGAGGAAAAUUGAGGGAAUUAAGAAUCAUUAUGGUAUAUAUGAAGAGUAAAUUUACACGAUUUAUGUUUUGAUAAACAGAUACUGAGUUUGUAAUAUCCCGGUUUUUUAUUCAGAAAUCGAUUGAGAAAAACAUCGAAAAAUCAAUGCGCGUGCUCGCGGCUCACGCGCGCCACCGUGCGGUUGUUACCUCAGCAACAAGCUAACGGGAACUUUCUUUUUCUUCUUCUCGGGAAAGAAUUACCUGAACAUUUCGAUAAAACGUCUUUAUAAUUCCAUUCUUUUGGUCUAUGACAAUAAGAUAGAGCAGCUAUUUAAAGAAAAUAAUAAUAAUAACUUGUUACUUAAGGUUUCUCUGUUCCACAGAAAUCAGAUUUCUUUAGGAGAUCCAUCGCUUGAACCUUGAGUUCCACAUCCGAGAGAAACAUGCAUAAAGUCUCACCUGAGAAAGCUUCUGGUGGUGGAGAUGUUUUAGACCAGAAAUCUCAAAGAGUUUGCGAUGUGGAAAAGCUGAUGGACCAUCUGCAGAACACUCUGGUGUCCAUCGAGGAGGAGAAUCUGCACUCGAAUAAAAAAUUACAACCUAUUCAAGGUCAAUACUACAAUCUCAGAGUCAGGUGUAAUGAAGAUAAGUGUGGAGAAGUGGAGAAGGACCACGAAGUGGAGGAGAAGAAAGGUGAGGAGUUCAGCAGCGACCGAAGGGACAGCCAUCUUGUACAGGAAGACAACAUCCUGAAACAUGAUCACUUGGAGAAACAGAAGCCCUCAGACAAGGUGGUCCUCCUCCACGAAGACCCGAGCCCUCUACCAAAGGAACUUGACCAGAAACCUUUUGCUAACUCUCAGGAGGAGAUGAGUUUUGACACUGUGGCCUGGUUACAGAAGGAGAACAGGGUGCUGAGGGAGAGCCUGGAGCAGAGCUCCUUGGUGUCCAUGAAGGUUUUGGGAAGAGUGGAGAACUUAACGGAGCAGCAGGUGGAACUGGAGCGUUGCCUUUUCACCCUCCAGACUGAGAAGUCUCUUCUGCAGGAUGAAAUGAGGACGCUCCAUCAAGAGUACAUCAGCCUCUGUCAGAAAGUGAAGCUGCAGCUGAGGGAAGGAGCCACGUCUCAGACAGAAAGGGAUGCUUCUGGUUUAAUCCAAAACCCAAGAGGAUCUACACACCACAGUCCUCCGCAGAGACCUGCUACUUUGGGAGAGAUGGCAGAGGAACCUGCUGACCUGAUGACAGAUGACCCCUAACCUGAACAGGAGAGGAUUCAGUCUGAGAAUCGGCCGCAGUUUCUGAAUAAAUGAAAUAGUUGGAGAUUAAGAUUGCGUCAGAGCAGAUUUAGAUUAAAGAUCCUCUUUCACUGAACAUAUGUUACUUAUUUCUUAGUUCUGUUCUAUUAAAUAGAAACUUUUCUUAUCUCUUUAUGCGUGGAUCAUAUCACUUCUGACCUGAUGCAACAAGAAAUAUUGGGAUACUGGGAUGCUAUUGUGAUCAGAUAGGCAUGCUUUUGCAUUCAUCUAGUGAUGAAUAAAUAAAUAAAUAAAUAAAUAAAAAAAAAAGAACACAGUAAUAUUUGUUUUUAGUGUUUUAUGUAACAUUCAUUAAUCUAUUAAUUAAGGGAUGGAUGAAUGAAGUUACACUUACACUAUAUUGCCAAAAGUAUUGGGACCCCCCCCAAAUCCUUGAACUGAGGUGUUGUUUUUCAGGGGUUGGGCUCGGCCCCUUAGUUCCAGUGAAACCUCUUAAUGCUUCAACAUUUUGGACAAUUUCAUGCUCUUUGUGGGAACAGUUUGGGGAUGACCCCUUCCUGUUCCAACAUGACUGCACACCAGUGACCAAAGCAAGGUCCAUAAAGACAUGGAUGAGUGAGUUUGGUGUGGAGGAACUGCACCUCAACCCCAUAGAACACCUUUGGGAUGAAUUAGAGCGGAGACUGCGAGGCAGACCUUCUCAUCCAACAUCAGAAUUGAAGCUGCAAAGGGGCGGGACAACUCCAUAUUACAUUCAUGUGCAUGUAAAGGCAGACGUCCCGCUCUGAUUCAUCCUUCCAUCCAUCAUUCCUUUCACUGGAACUAAGGGGCCGAGCUCA
Molecule: messenger RNA, 3352 nt
Organism: Hemibagrus wyckioides
Lineage: Eukaryota; Metazoa; Chordata; Actinopteri; Siluriformes; Bagridae
Gene: ccdc110
Exons: 3
Coding region: 1698-2513 (271 amino acids)
Source: RefSeq, a predicted model, not a curated record